This is a messenger RNA of Chondrus crispus (carragheen), 2880 nucleotides long. RefSeq lists its product as hypothetical. Lineage: Eukaryota; Rhodophyta; Florideophyceae; Gigartinales; Gigartinaceae. The transcript has a single exon. Bases 1 to 2880 code for a protein of 959 amino acids. The record is from RefSeq and is a predicted model, not a curated record.
AUGCGUCUAGUGCAGCUUCUCCCCAGAGCCUUGAAAAGCACUGUACAUUCUGCAACGGAACCUGGGACAAAUCACGCUACCAAAUCAGCUGACACCAAAGAUCGCUCAGACCACAAACCCCAUCCGGUACUCAUCUCGAGCUUUGAGCAUUCUACCCUAAAAUUGCAGACACAAGCUAUCUCUGUGGAAAUUCUGAACGAUGAUGACCGUGGUUCUGUAGUAUCUACAAUUGCUUUCCUGGAGAUGGAUCCCAUUCGCAUGUCCAAACGGAGCGCGUGCGAGGUAAGAAGUGAGAACACUGAGAUGACGGUGACAAGGUGCACCAUACUUUGCCGGGCGUUGCGACUUGAGGAUAGAGAUUUCGAAGUCCCAAUUCGUCUUCGCGAGGUCAUCAGCACGCGACGCAAUAAUGGCAACUUAGACAAUGAGUAUGAAGCUACGUUUGUUUCAAAGACGGAUCAUGCUUUGGCCAUAGAGAGCGUUUCUAGAACUGACAGAUAUGGGGUAGAGAAGUCUUCGCUAAGCAUUGAAGUGAAAGGUCUUCGAGUGGUUCCAUCACCGUCUCUUUACGAACGUUUGAAUCAAUUCCUUGUCAGGAGCUCUGUCCCUGUACGAAAAACAACACCAGGACGCUCCUCACGCUCCUCGCUCUCAUCUAAGGAUAGAGAUGAAGUAUGUGAAGACAGUCAAAUUGACACUGUAACGAGUGCAUUCGAAUGCUCUUUAGAAAACCUCACAGACCCACUCAUGAAGGAAGAAAAGGCCGUCCAGAAGGUCUCUGUGAAGUUUUCUGACACUGCGAUUCAGGUAUAUGGAAAAGGCCGAAGCGUGUCGGAAUCGUCAACGAUAGUUGCCAUUGGUACUCUGAAAACCAACCUCUUAUUCGCAGCUGACGGUCACUUGCUUUCAGGGUCAGAAAUUCGGUGCAAAGAAACACUUGUUUCAAUGAUAAAGAUACCAGAGGAAGUUGUGACUACUGAAAAACAUGCUGUCAACCUUACUGAUAUUGAAGUGUCGCAAAGAGUACAAAAACACAUCGAGAAGAGUACCAAGUUUCUCGAUGGCCUGAAUCAAACAGGACCCUCGUUUCUUAGUCACCAUUUGACAGUGCCAAGCAAGCGAUUGCGGUGGAACUUCUUCAGGCAAGACAGCGAUGUCCACCGAGCAGAAGAACUGGUAAAAAUUCCAAGUGCAGCUCUUCGCUUGCCUGGGCGGAAUUUGGAUCGUCUUACUCUUCUGAUCCCGACCGUAACUGUAGAAACACACAUUCAGUCUCUGUUACAUUUCGCCCAUCUCAUGUCUCGAUUAGAAUGCCUUCCGAAGUUGGAUUCGAAUUCGGAGAUUAUUCUUUCGCCGCUUCAGCUGUCGGUCAGCAACAUAUCGUUUCGAAUCAGGUUACCCACAAGUGCAGGCGACGAUCCGGAAAAUAUGGGACACUUGAAACACGUCUCAUUGCGUUCUAGAUCUAGCAUUGAAGGAGUCUUAGGUCGAAAUUUGUCUGGAUUGACAGCUAGCGUACAAUUGACAAUCGAUGUGUUUGAUGAGGAACGAGGCUUGCGAGAUCGCAUUUGUUCGCUUAUUGGUGUGAGAAUAGAAGGUCAUUUCUCUGACGACAUCUCGAUUUCACUUCAUUGUGACAGGCUCUCGAGAAUUGUGGUAAGUCCCUUGACCAUUCGGGCAGUUGCAUGCCUUGCCUUCGUUGCCUCGGGGAAGGCAUCAAGGCCGAAAACCGUGAAGAACAAGCCUGCGUUUGCAUCAGGAGUAGGGAAAAUGAACGAGUGCAAAUCGCAUGAAACUAAAGUUAUAAACUGGACCAUAGCCUUACGGGGAGUCGCAUUCUGUUGUAUUGCAGAGAAUCCUCGUAUCCAGUUACUCAGACUGAAUCUCCGGCAGGUUUCAAGUUCAGGGCAUUUUUCGCUGCCUUAUUGCGAGAAGGGGAAGCUAGAACUGAAAGUUCUUGAUUUAGUCCUGGAGGACACAUUCUCGUGGAGACUAUAUGGCGCUCAGGACCCUACCGAAAGCUCUGUCCAUUGGACAAACAUUGCUUGCGGGAUACGAAAUCGUCCAAGACACAAAUAUUCCCGGUACGCAAGCCAAGAUGAUGACUGCUCCGUCACAGAUGUCCCUGUUCUUCUUUCCCAAUUUUCGUGGCAUCACUCCUUCAAGCAUGUAUAUGCACAUGUGCAGUCGAGAGGCUUCGAAAUCAAUCUUGACAUGGCAAUUGUUCCUCUUUUAUCUUCUUGGGCAGCCUCUUUAAGUGAAUCAAUGAAUAGGUUUCGACCGCAGUGUACAGAAGAUCUCAAUAUCAAUGAAAUCCACAAGCAGGAAAGGCAUGAAUUUCUCAUUGCGGUUGACCAACUGGCAAUCGGUCCUAUUGAGUUGGUCAUUUCUACAAAAGCACCGCCCCCACGUAUCCGGGACAGCCUCUUACAUCGGGCUUUUAUUUGGCUGGUUGGUUCUGAAUCUAUCUCGGGAAUCACUCUCACAAUUCCUCGAAUUGUUCUCAACGGUGAAUUCUAUGAUUUCGAUCUUUUUGUGCAGCAUCUUCAGAGAGUGUACAUCGAAGCCUUCACAUCACGACAAGUAGGGAUGCAGUUGCUCUUGCAAACUGCAAGCUUCUCGCGUCUCGCAAGAACUAUAUACACUUCCUUUGUCCGGCGAAGGGCAACCAAUUUGCUACAAACUGUGGAUCUGGGUUCGAAACAAGUAGCAGCUCUUCCCUGGAAGAAGUCGCGCGGUCUUUUAGAGGCAACAAGUGAAGCACUAAGUAUGCUUUCCACUCAUGAUCGCGUGAAUCCGUCUCACGAAGCCACAUCAGUGGCUCGCAAGGCGGAUUCUCCGAAUUCGGAGACACCCUACGGAAUGGUAUGGAAGCGGUAG